Closterium sp. NIES-65 is the source of this 1023-nucleotide messenger RNA. The record is from the annotation of a GenBank genome assembly. Lineage: Eukaryota; Viridiplantae; Streptophyta; Zygnematophyceae; Desmidiales; Closteriaceae.
AUGAGCUGCCUCACCCCGUCGCCAGUCGCGGCCCCGCCGCGUCGCCCCCGCCUCGUCGCGACGCCCUGCGGGACCCGCGAGGCCUGUGCGUCGCGACGCCCCUGCGGGACCCGCGUGGCGUCACCCCUCCCCGCCGCGGCGCCCUGCCCUAACCUGCGCCUUGGAGCAGCCGCCACUGCAGCAGCCACCCCUGGAGCAGCCGCCACUGCAGCAGCCGCCCCUAGAGAAGCCGCCCCUGAAGCAGCCGCCCCUGGAGCAGCCGCCCCUGAAGCAGCCGCCCCUGGAGUAGCCGCCACUGCAGCAGCCGCCCCUGGAGCAGCCACCCCUGGAGCAGCCGCCCCUGGAGCAGCCGCCCCUGCAGCAGCCGCCCCUGGAGCAGCCGCCACUGCAGCACCCGCCCCUGGAGCAGCCGCCCCUGCAGCAGCCGCCCCUGGAGCAGCUGCCACUGCAGCAGCCGCCCCUGGAGCAGCCUCCCCUGCAGCAUCCGCCCCUGGAGCAGCCGCCCCCGAAGCAGCCGCCCCAGGAGCAGCCGCCACUGCAGCAGCCGCCCCUAGAGGAGCCACCCCUGCAGUAGCCGCCCCCGCCCCUAGAGCAGCCGCCCCUGCAGCAGCCGACCCUGGAGGAGCUGCCCCUGUAGCAGCCGCCCCUGGAGCAGCCACCCCUGCAGCAGCCGCCCCUGGAGCAGCCGCCCCUGCAGCAGCCGCCCCUGGAGCAGCCGCAACUGCAGCAGCCGCCUCUAGAGCAGCCACCCCUGGAGCAGCCACCCCUACAGCAGCCGCCCCUGGAGCAGCCGCCCCUACAACUACCGCCCCUGGAGUAGCCGCCCCUGCAGUUGCCGCGGGGCCCUCGCCCUACAAUGGUAGCGGCCUCGCCGUUGCCGCCGUCGUCCGCCUGCCCUUCUCACCACUGGUGAGCACUGCCCUGCCUGUACUGCUGUUACUGCUGCUCUUGCUGCUACUGCUCAUUCUACUACUACUGCUGCUCCUAGCGUGGCCAGAUGCAGCUCCAGCGCCGUCCGCGUGA